This is a messenger RNA of Sorex araneus (European shrew), 1644 nucleotides long. RefSeq names its product GS homeobox 1 (gene GSX1). The transcript has 2 exons. Gene Ontology annotation, biological process: regulation of DNA-templated transcription. The record is from RefSeq and is a predicted model, not a curated record. Gene Ontology annotation, cellular component: nucleus. Gene Ontology annotation, molecular function: sequence-specific double-stranded DNA binding; DNA-binding transcription factor activity, RNA polymerase II-specific. Bases 48 to 851 code for a protein of 267 amino acids. NCBI's taxonomy places the organism in Eukaryota, Metazoa, Chordata, Mammalia, Eulipotyphla, Soricidae.
GGGGCGCAGGCAGCGGGCUGGCGGCGGGGCGAGCGCGCGUCGGGGCCAUGCCGCGCUCCUUCUUGGUGGACUCACUGGUGCUGCGCGAGGCGGCCGAGAAGAAGGCGCCCGAGGGUAGCCCGCCGCCGCUCUUUCCCUACGCGGUGCCGCCGCCGCACGCGCUGCACGGCCUGUCCCCCGGAGCCUGUCACGCUCGCAAGGCCGGGCUGCUGUGCGUGUGCCCUCUGUGCGUCACCGCCUCGCAGCUGCACGGGCCCCCGGGGCCGCCGGGGCUACCUCUGCUCAAAGCGUCCUUCCCGCCCUUCGGCUCGCAGUACUGCCACGCGCCCCUGGGCCGCCAGCAUUCGGCCGUGUCGCCCGGGGUCGCCCACGGCCCCGCCGCGGCCGCCGCGGCCGCCGCGCUCUACCAGACCUCCUACCCGCUGCCCGACCCCCGGCAGUUCCACUGCAUCUCCGUGGACAGCAGCUCGAACCAGCUGCCGAGCAGCAAGAGGAUGCGCACCGCGUUCACCAGCACGCAGCUGCUGGAGCUGGAGCGUGAGUUCGCCUCGAACAUGUACCUGUCCCGACUGCGCCGCAUCGAGAUCGCGACCUAUUUGAAUCUGUCGGAGAAACAGGUGAAGAUCUGGUUCCAGAACCGCCGGGUGAAGCACAAGAAGGAGGGCAAAGGCAGCAACCACCGCGGCAGCAGCGGCGGCGGCGGCGGCGGCGGCGGUGCGGGCGGGGGCGCCCCGCAAGGCUGCAAGUGCGCGUCUCUCUCCUCAGCCAAAUGCUCCGAAGAUGAUGACGAAUUGCCCAUGUCUCCGUCUUCGUCGGGCAAGGAUGACCGGGACCUUGCCGUCACUCCCUAGGCGCGCGCCGCCGCCCCCAGGCGCUCCCUGCGCCUCCGAGACUGAAGCGGGAGCCCCAGCCUCCGGUCCUGGGCGCGCUCUGCGCAGAUUUGGCUCCUCUCUGCAUAGACCCUGGGCAGCGCUGACAGCUUGACCGAGACUUGGCGCGGGUGACCCCUGCCCAGAACCUGAGGUCGGGCAAACGGACUUAGCUCUGGGGACACCGCGAGCGUACAGGGGUUGUCGGCCUUGCGGCGCUAGCCCCAUGGGCAGCCGGCUGGCCCUGCGCCUUGUUGGCCACCGUCGCCUCCUCCCUUGCCGCUCUGGACCAGCUCAAGCUUUCUCGCUUGCCCCCUUCUCCACACCCUUGAUCCAGUUCGUCAGCCCUCGGUGCCCGUUUGCAUCCUCUUUUCUUAAGCCUUUCCUUCCUUAAUUCUGUCCUGCUGUAGCGCAUACUCACACACACACACACACACACACACACACACACACACACACAUCCCUGUCCCACUCACCCAUCCACCCAUGUGCUGCUCUUCUGGGGCUCUGGGGCAGUUUGGGGGUCUCCAGUACUUUUGGUUUCCUUUCCUCUCUUCUGUCCAGUCAAUCCGUUUAUCCCUCAAGUAGGCCUUGCUGUGCCCGCAGCUCCUCCCUCAGGAGAGAAAUGAGCUUUGGAAUCCGUGUGGGAAAACUCGAUUCAUUCUGUAGCCCACUUGCCUUGCAUUCUCCUACGCUUCCAGUCUUUGUCUUGGGGGACAUCUGUCACCCCUGCCACCACCGACCCCCCUUCCCACAGCUGUAUCCCAGUAUGGUC